Drepanopeziza brunnea f. sp. 'multigermtubi' MB_m1 is the source of this 7206-nucleotide messenger RNA. RefSeq lists its product as uncharacterized. Gene Ontology annotation, molecular function: mRNA binding. The record is from RefSeq and is a predicted model, not a curated record. Gene Ontology annotation, biological process: mRNA export from nucleus; mRNA processing. Gene Ontology annotation, cellular component: THO complex part of transcription export complex. NCBI's taxonomy places the organism in Eukaryota, Fungi, Ascomycota, Leotiomycetes, Helotiales, Drepanopezizaceae.
AUGGCACAGCAUGACAGAGGGAAUGAGAUGCGUGACGGAGGCCGAAGGUCGAGUCGCGGAGGUCAGGGGGGAGUAGGCGGAGGACGAGGCCGAAGAAAUGAUGCUCGCGACAAUCCGAACAACCUCAACAUCCAGAGAAAUGGACGAGCGACCCCCACAGGUCCAAUGUCCCCUCCCCCUCCACGACCUGCGAGCACAGCUCCAACGCCCGCCCAGACCCCAACACCAACUCUCGAAAUCCCCAGCUCAGGCUUCAACCCGAUCUCCGCGCCAUUCGACUAUGUCUUCGUGACAGACGACCGUGUAUCCGCCUGGGACAGCACUGGUCAUAAGGAAGUGACGCAGAAGGGCCGUGGAGCCGUCGAGGACGAGGACACAACAGAUCUCUCUGAAAUUUUCCAAGAGCUCAUUCGUGCGGCUCUGGAUGGGCGUAUGGACCCCGCCUCCGCUGGUAGGUGCAUAAAGGAGAUUCUAGGGCCCGACACUGCGCCAGCAGAUGGAUCAAAACCUACCUUCGAUGCACCGACUGCUUUCCUCGAUAUUCUUUCCAUGGUACUCGAAGUGGACGACAGUCCGAACAUUUCAUCCCUCCGGUCUCUCAUGGUCGCGACAGAAAUAUCACCUAAUAUCAUGCGCCAAAAACUGGACAACAAGGUUCUUUCAGACACUGGACUCACCCGGGAAACUUUCAGUCGCAUGAGCAUUCGGCAAGCUACAAACCAACUUUAUCGACAAGCAAAUUACAACCUUUUGCGGGAAGAGACAGAAGGGUACUCGAAGCUUGUGACUGAGUUGUUCACGACGAGUGGAAGCGAACCACCGUCGAGCGAAGUUGUGGAGGAUGCGUUUGAGAGGGUAAAGGGAUUAAUAGGAACCUUCGAUCUGGACGUUGGAAGGGUCCUGGACAUUACACUGGACGUCUUUGCCUCGGUAUUGAUCAAACAGUUCCGCUUUUUCGUAAAGUUUUUGCGAGUCAGCUCCUGGUGGCCCCGAAAUGGUAAUCUGCAGGGUGAACGACAUGGAGGUCUCCCAAACUGGGCUCUACCGACAUCUCCGCAUUGGAUGCCAACAGAGGAAGAUGUUUUUGUUGGCAAGCAAGAACGUGCUGAGAGGGAUAUUCUCUUUUGGGACCGGGCACGUGAAGUCGGUUUGGACGCUUUCUUUGAGCUUGGAGGCAGACAUCUUCUCGACGAAGAGACUAAGAGUCGUAUCCUCGCGAGCAAAGGCAGCGGCGAUAGAGAUAUUGAUGGCGAUCGCGACUGGAUCGAACAAACAGGCACGCUCCCUCCAUCUGGAAAUCGUGUUGCUGCCCAAUUACUUGGUUUCAAGCUGCGUUUCUAUAUCUCCGCUGCCCGCGAUGAGGAUGACACUCUUCCACCAAAUCUCAUAUACUUGACCGCUCUACUCAUCAAAAUCGGGUUUAUAUCACUUCGAGAUCUGUACCCACAUCUGUGGCCUUUCGACGACGCCAUGCCGGCUUUGAGGGAAAAGCGAGCUGCAGAACUGGCGGAAAAGGAAAGACUGAACCGUCCUGGCGGUGGAUUGACGAAUGCAUUGGCCAACGCUGGCGCUCUGACUGACGAUACCGUCCCGGGCGGCGGCAGAAACCGUGAGGCGGCAUCCAAAUCUGACCAGAGUAAGGCAGCAGCAGAGACGGAGGGAAAAUCAGGCGAACCGGAAGAUCAAAAGGUCCAGCUACUAACCUGCUUACUCACCAUUGGUGCCAUCCCCGAGGCGCUUUUCAUGCUUGGUCGCUUCCCAUGGCUCCCUGAGGCAUACCCCGAUCUGAUGCCCCUCCUUAAUCGGAUCAUACAACACUCGAUAAAGGAUGUUUACGACCAAAUCCGCCCCCGUGUAUCGCCCGAAGCCGAAAAGAAUGCAGAGUGCCCAGCAAGGAAAGUGCCCGAACCAGAUCAGUCUGGAGUGGCAAAAGGCCAAGUUCGUCUUACAGCAGUACCUACUCGAAGCAUGCUACGGUGGCCAUUUCCGGACAAGUACGAUACCAAUGCCAAUAUUAACUAUCGGUUUUAUUGGGAAGAGUGGGCAGAUAACGUUCCCGUUUGUCGGAAUGUAGAUGAUCUCUUCAUUCUCUGCAAUACGUUCCUCAACCUUUCUGGUGUGAGCAUUGGCAAAGACGCUACGUUAUUGACCAAGCUUGCUAGGAUUGGAAAUCACAGCCUUCAAGUCGAUCGUUCUCAACAGAAUUUCGAUCGUUGGAAGGAGUUGCUGAAGAGGCUGAUUGUUCCAGCUCUCAGUAUGACUGUUUCCAACUCAGCCUUGGCAAACGAGAUAUACGACAUGCUGAGUCUAUACCCAAUCGCCACCCGAUACUCGAUCUAUGCUGAGUGGUAUGAGGGUCCGACAAGUCGCCAGCCAGCAAUGAAGAUCGCUUUUGCAAGAGCCAAACUCGAAACCUUGAGCACUAUGAAGCGAAUUAGCAAGAUCAAUGUGGUGCCGAUGGCUAGGGCGCUGGGGAAGAUUACUCACCAUGCUCCUGGUAUUGUCUUCAACAUCGCUCUUAGCCAGAUUGAAGCAUAUACCAACUUGACGGAAGUUGUGGUCGAGUGCGGGAAGCAGUUCACUCCUCUCGGCUACGACGUACUUGUUUGGUCACUCAUGAGCUCUCUCGGUGCCAAGGGUAGAAAUCGGAAUAAUGCAGAAUUCGCUCUACUCCCAAGUGCCUGGCUCAUGGCGCUCUCAAGGUUCUCUGGAAAGGUCUACAAACGAUACAGCCAUUUGAACCUUGUUCCCAUCCUUCGAUAUAUUAACGACCAGAUUUACCGAGGCAACUCUACAGACCUGGUUAUUCUCAAGGAGCUCAUCGCACAGAUGUCCGGGAUUGUUCCAGACCUUGAUUAUAACGAUGCUCAAAUUGUCGCCAUGACAGGUGGGGAACUGCUGAAAAGACAAACCCUCAUCAAUUUACAAGACAAAAGAUUCGAGUCUACGAAGACAUCGAACAGGCUCAUGAACGCCUUGACUUACUCGAAACUGGCCGGCGAGCUUCUGAUUUCGAUUGCGCAAUACCGACAAGCAGCCAUCUUCAAAAUUUCUGACACCGACGCACACAUUAAGCUACUAGCGACUAUUGUUGACGACACUCAGGCAGCUCUCACACAGUAUCUGGAGCUGCUUCGAAGCAAUCUUACGGUAGAAGAAUUUGAUGCAUCUGUUCCUGGUAUCCCCGAGCUCCUAACAGAGUUCGGCUUAGAUCCAGCACUCGCAUUCUUGAUCGGACGACCCAGCCUUGCGCACCUUAGAGCGGCAGUUGCUGUAUCCCCCAUGUCGAACGGCAGAUCCAAGGCCAAUUUACGAGUAACCGAUCCAGUAGCGACAUGCGUCGAUGCCGAUGGAGAUGUUGGUAUGGACAGUGGAAACAAAAAUGUCAUCACUGGUGAUGAAGCGCUGGACCUCACGAACCAAGGCAGCCAGAUGCCCGACGCCAAUGAAUCAAGCCCACCAGUUAUCGCCUCGGAUCCAUUCAAUGCCAUCCUCGAACCGAUUAUUUCAAGCGUGCAAACUGCACUCCCGGAUGGUUCCUUCAAGUACCUUACUCCCAACUUCUAUACCAUCUUCUGGUCAUCCAGCCUGGGCGAUCUCGCUAUUCCAGAACCUAGUUACAACGCUGAACUUGCGCGGCUACUUAAUGAACUGAAAGAUCUGGCAAAUGAUCGUUCGGACAUGAGUCGACUUGGUAUGGCGAAGAAGGAGGAGAAGAAGAAGGCCUUAAAUACGACACGUGAGAAAUUGUUCGCCGAGUUCAAAGACUCGGUAAACGCCUUUACACAGAGAAAGGCACGGCUACUUAGAAACAAGGCACUCUGGUUUCCAGAAACUGUGAAGCCGGAAAAUGCCAACGAAGCUUUCUUCGAAAAGUGUUUAUUGCCUCGCCUACUUCUAUCUCCCGGCGACGCCGAAUACUCAUUCAAAAUGAUCAGAUUCAUUCACGACAACAGUGUUCCAUACUUUCGGACCUUGCAGCUGUACGGUCAAAUAUUCAGACAGCAUCGGCUGCGGGCCAUGAUUUUCACCUGCACCGUUCGCGAAGCAGAGAACCUAGGUCGAUUUCUCAAGCUCGUGCUCGUGGAUCUCAGCAAGUGGCACAAGGAUGGUAAAAUGUACGAAAAGGAAGCCUGGGGUGCCAAAAAGAAUCUCCCCGGAUUUGCGAAAAUUCUCGAAGAAAACAGCAAACCCAAGACCCUCCUCAGCCACGAUGAAUUCAAAGGUGUACUUCUCAAAUGGCACCGAGCUUUAAACUCUGCCCUAAGGGACUGUUUCGAAGGGACGGAGUGGAUGCAUAUUCGCAAUGCUAUAACGGUUCUCAAAUCCAUUGUUCAAGUUUUUCCUGCUAUCGACUUUCAGGGUGCCAGGUUUCUGGAGCUGCUUGAAGGUAUUGCAAAGCGCGAGAAGGGUGUUCGAGAAGAUCUUGCUCUGACUGGAAACGCCGUAUUCGUUCAGUUGAAGAAGAGAGAACCAAGUUGGGUCAUGAUACAAGCCUUCGGUGCCGGCAAUAUCAACUACGCAAAUGGCAAGCCACCUGUGAAGUCAGUCCUAAAGCCUACCGCUCCAGACUUCAAGCCGAAAUCAGCAGCCAUCCCAUCAGGUGCGCCCGCUACAAAGCCUCACCCUUCAACCGAAGUCGAAGACGGGGAAGUCGAUGACGCCAAACUUUCAGCUCGGACUAUUCCUACCACUGCGCCUAGCAAUAACGCGGCUACCCCUCAGGACUUCAAGCGUGUAUCUUCCCCCGCUGCGGCAUUGGAAUCAAAGAAAUCGGAACUUCUUGAGAAGAGGGAGUUAUUUAAAGCUCAACAAGCAAAGGCCCACGAAUCGACGCCACCCCGUCCGGUUGUGCCGAUCCGCCAGGGCCCGGUCGAAAGCAGGCCUCCUAAUUCUCUACCAAGCCGUCCUGACGUUCAAUUCCCGAGUCGUGAUCUACUUGAAAGACACCCUCCACGUCAUGGCGAUCGCAGAGAUGGCCGAGACCCUCGUUUGCCUGAUCCAAGACUGGAUCGUUCUAGGCCUGGUGACAGACUUGGAGAUAGACUUGGCGAUAGAUCUGGAGACCGGCUACGCGACUUCUCCGGGAAUGACAGACGUGUCAAUGAGCCUACAGCUAGAGAGUUUGCGAGACCUCCAGAUAGAAGCCAAGGCUCCGAUCGUGAACGUGUUCGACCAGAACCCCCCCCUCGUUGGUCUGCCGAAUCUGCUCGCGAAAAGAUUGAAAGAUCUGCCAACGCCCGAGAAGCUGAUACUGGCCGGUUGACUCGCGAGAUGCCCCCUCCAAGACCCUCAGCAGUAGCAACACCUGACCGUACGCCUCAAGGUACGCCUCAUGCGAUUGCCGACAGAGUGCCCGCUCAAAUUAUGGAGAGACAAGAUCUUAUUAAUCCAGAGCGAGCUGCCCUUAUUUCUACUGACAACGAGACUUCGCGGUCAUCGUCCCCUCGACGAGGUCGAGAGGAAAUUGCGGACAGAGUUUCUUUGAGAUCGCAAUCACCUAGGAGACAUAGCGCUGAUAAGGAGCGCCCAGAUCUUAGGCGUGAUGACCGGCAACCUCGCAGUGGCCCUCCGGAUAUGUACAGGAGUCGAGUAGACGAUAUUCAACCGCCACCAGCUGGGCCCAGAAGUGAUCGACCUGCGGAGAGAGAACGUGGCCCUAAUGACAGAGCCAAUUUCCAGCCAACGCCUCCUCCCAGAACUCUCGAUCCCGAUCACGGCAGACUAAACUCGACGUCUAGAUCCCAGCCAGAUCCCAACUUUGGUCGUCUCGUAGCGCCGUCCACCUCUGACAUACCGUCUGGGCCUCGCGAUAGGAGUAAUCGUGGUGGUCGCAUGGGAAAUGCACCGCCGCCAUCACGCCAAGAUGGGAGAACGAGGGAGAUGCCACGUCCUCCAACCCCCGAGAAGCAACAACCUCCAACUGGCCCAUCUGGUCGUCUUCCAAAACGCUCUGCAUCUGGUCAAACUGAGAUGGGUUCCAUGUCAGGUCCUACUGCCGCCGUUUCUCCCACUGUGACUUCACCCUCAGCAUCUACGAUCCACCCAGAUAGACUGAAGCAUCUCGGCGCGUCGGUCACUCUGUCGCCCGUGCAGCCACCGCCUUCUCCUCAAAUACCAAUUGGAGUUCAUCCUGAUCGAUUAAGAGCCUUCAGUAAUGAGGAAUCAAUAAACCCCCAGCUACCCCCUCAGGCUAACAAGCCUCGUUCGAGACCCGUUUUACCCCCGCUAGCAACUCCAGGUCCACCUUCUGGGCCCAAGAUGAACCAAUCAAGUCCUGUUAAUCCUCCUCCGAGCAGUUUUGCAGCUCCCACUGGCCCUUCUUCGGCAAAUGAGCGUGCAGCACGGGGUGGGAGAAGACAGCUUGCUGGCAUCAAUACUAUGCUACAACAAGGCGCUCAACAAAAUACCACCGAUCGCACAAAUAUCCGCGGUCGUGGUGGGAGAAUGUCUGGCAUGGGCCAUGAGACGCUCAUAGCCCGUCCAUCCACUCCAUUGAUGCCCGUCCCCCCACCACCACCUGGGCCGCCACCUCGAGCAGAGCCUGCUAGAGAUAUGGCUCGGGAUCUCGUCAAUCCUGCCCGUGCUGACCUGAUCACUGGACCAGAGGCAUCAAGCAAGGAUCAUGACCAAGAGCGCAUUGGACGGAGAGAGCGAUCUGGUCGUAGCCGCAGAAGCUCCAGAAGUCCAGGACGAGAGCGCGAUUCCAAGCGCGCUAGUCACGAGGAUGAACGACCACCAAGAAGCGAACAUCGUGAUCGCAGUGAUCGUCGGACUGGCGAGCGAGAACCGGAGAAGGAUAGACACCAGAGCAGAUUAUCACCAGCCCCCGCUAGGGAUUUGAUGGUUGGGAGAGAGUCAACUGGCGUUAGAGACUCGAUGGGAGCUCGAGACGCCGGGCGGGACGGUGGGCGAGAACGGGAGCGUGGGGAUAGAGAGAGAGAAAGCCGUCGUCGAGACGGACAUCGAGAUUCAUCAGGUCGUGAUCCUAACGCAGCUGGAUGGAAUGGCGAGCGAGGAGACCGUGGAAAUGAGAGAGGUGGCUCCGGUCGGGGUAGCAGGGAUACGCGGAACGGGGAUAUGAGAAACGAGGAGCAUCGUAGGGACGGUCGUGGGAAUAGAGAUGAUGGGAGCCGCAAGAGGCGUAGCGAUGGAGAGGGGUUGGAUUCGAGAAGUCAUAAUGACAAGAGAGUCCGGAGGGGUUAG